Messenger RNA from Podarcis raffonei (Aeolian wall lizard), 4678 nucleotides. It is a transcript of the gene SLC26A9, whose product is annotated as solute carrier family 26 member 9. Gene Ontology annotation, molecular function: oxalate transmembrane transporter activity; bicarbonate transmembrane transporter activity; sulfate transmembrane transporter activity. The transcript has 21 exons. The record is from RefSeq and is a predicted model, not a curated record. Gene Ontology annotation, biological process: transmembrane transport. Lineage: Eukaryota; Metazoa; Chordata; Lepidosauria; Squamata; Lacertidae. The coding region runs from base 127 to 2529 and encodes 800 amino acids. Gene Ontology annotation, cellular component: membrane.
UGUGGAGCACAGAGCUCUUUCCUUGAGAGAAGCUUUCUGCCUCCUGUCACUUUCUGCAGCUCACUCACCUCCCAGAAUCAGUCCCUUUCUCCUCUCCUUCGGAGCGAAGGGUUUAGUGGCGCAAAGAUGAACGAAGCACGUCCACGUUACAUCAUCAACCGUCCAGCUUAUUCUAGCAACUACUUUGAUGAAGAGUUUGAGAGAAAAACUAGAAGUUACCCACUUGGGGAGAAAAUAAAGAAUCUUUUCAGAUGUUCACCAUCCAGAUUCAAACUCAUCCUGUACAGCCUGUUUCCUAUUCUUGUAUGGCUUCCAAAAUAUAAAAUCAAAGAUUAUAUUGUGCCCGAUGUCCUUGGUGGAAUCAGUGCUGGGACUAUUCAGGUGCCUCAAGGUAUGGCCUUUGCUCUGUUGGCCAACCUACCUCCGAUCAAUGGGCUCUACUCAUCCUUCUUCCCUCUGAUAGCCUAUUUCUUGCUAGGAGGUGUUCAUCAAAUGGUCCCAGGCACUUUUGCAGUCAUCAGUAUUAUUGUGGGGAAUGUCUGUCAUGAACUGGCUCCUGAUUCCGACUUCCAGUACUUUAACCACACAGCCAAUGAGGUGAUGAUUAACAACACAGCCAUGGAAGCAGCCAGACUGGAGAUUUCUGCCACCUUGGCUUGCCUGACAGCCAUAAUCCAGAUAUGCCUAGGAUUUGUGCAGUUUGGCUUUGUUGCGAUCUACCUCUCAGAAUCCUUCAUCAGGGGGUUCAUGACAGCAGCUGGCCUGCAGAUCCUCAUCUCUGUGCUCAAGUAUAUCUUUGGCCUGAAGAUUGACUCUUACACAGGACCCCUUGCCAUUGUUUAUACCUUUAUUGAUAUUUGCAAAAACUUGCCCAAGACCAAUAUAGCCUCCCUCGUCUUUGCAUUGAUCAGCACCGUGCUUCUGAUUAUCGUGAAGGAGCUGAAUAUGAAAUACAUGAAGAAGAUUCGAGUCCCCAUUCCCAUGGAGAUUGUUAUAGUCAUUGUAGCUACUGCAAUUUCUGGAAGCUUUGAUAUGCCUGAUAAAUACGACAUGCCCAUUGUUGGCCAUAUUAAUAUGGGAUUUCCAUCUGCUACUCUUCCCGAGGUGGGCAAGUGGAAGGACAUGAUUGGCACAGCUUUCUCACUUGCCAUCGUGGGCUAUGUGAUCAACCUGGCCAUGGGCAGAACUCUUGGAACCAAGCAUGGCUAUGAUGUGGACCCUAACCAGGAAAUGCUGGCCCUCGGCUGCAGCAACUUUUUUGGAUCCUUUUUCAAAAUCCACGUAAUUUGCUGUGCUCUUUCUGUGACCUUAGCUGUGGAUGGAGCUGGAGGAAAAUCUCAGAUGGCAAGCUUUUGUGUGGCAGUGGUCGUGAUGAUAACCAUGUUGUCCUUGGGAAUCUACCUCGGCCCUCUUCCUAAGGCUGUGUUGGGAGCCUUGAUAGCUGUGAACCUGAAGAAUUCUCUCAAGCAAUUGACUGAUCCUUACUACCUCUGGAAAAAAAGCAAGCUGGACUGUGUGGUCUGGGUGGUGAGCUUCCUGUCAGCUUUCUUCCUGGGCUUGCCCUUUGGACUCGCUGUGGGAGUGGGUUUUUCCAUCCUUGUGGUGGUUUUCCAUACCCAGUUUCGCAAUGGUUGUGUCAUUGGUCCUGUAGCUGCUACUGAUAUAUACAAAAAUCCCAAAGUCUACAGCAAGGUCCGAGAAAUUGAAGGAAUUAAAAUUGUUACCUACUGCUCCCCUCUUUACUUCGCUAAUUCAGAGAUAUUCAGGGAGAAAGUUAUUGCCAAGACUGGUGUGGAUCCCAUCAAAGUCUACUUGGCGAGGAAAAAGUAUGUGAAGAAUCAAGAAAAGGCAAGGGCAACAUCAGAGAGAACAAGCAAGCUAAAAUCACUCUUCAGGAAAAACAAGACUAUGUCUCUGCAAGAGCUCCAGAAGGAUUUUGCAAGCAUGUCUCCGACAGAUACCAACAAUAACCAGACCUCCGCAAAUGGUAAAAGCGUCUCCUACAUUAACUUCAACCCAUCUGAAAAGCAGGCUGAACAGGGAACCAUUGCCAGUCAUCGCAGCAGCACCUGCAGUGCUAUCCCAGAAUCAAACACUGACCCCAUGACCACAGCGCCCCCAUUUGUCAACUUCCACACAAUUAUCCUGGAUAUGAGUGGCGUUUGCUUUGUGGACCUGAUGGGCACGAAAGCUUUGGGAAAGCUGUGCACCAACUAUCAGAGGAUUGGGAUUCAAGUAUUUCUGGCAAAUGUACAAGCCCAAGUGUAUGAUGAUAUCCGCACGGGGGGAGUCUUUGAAGAAGGAGGUCUUGAGCCCAGUCAUCUCUUCGUGACCAUCCAUGAUGCCGUUUUGUUUGCAACAAUGAAUGGAAACAGAGCCACACAACGUCCUGACUUAGAGCAGAGGUCAAGUCAGAUAGAAGUCUCUAUCUCUGAUGAAUCAUUGGAAGACAGCAGCGCUGAAUUUCAAAACUUAGAAGAGGAAAUGUUUGGAAGCAUUUUUCAUUCGGAUGCACAGACAGCACUGUGAGCUCAUGAGAAACACUCAUAUGAUGGCAAACUUCUUGACCAAGACAUUACUUUAUGAAGAGAUGUCCCUGUGUCUGAAUAGCAAGGAAAAUAGCCUUUGUGCAUUUUUGGAAUGGGACCAUUGGUGCUUUUGCAUCCCAGAGGCUUCUGACCUGAUGAUCUCUUCUGCCUCCAUUCAUCUCUGGUUAUUGAAAUGCAGAGCAAGCGAUUCUUGAAGCAGUUGGCAUGGGCGACAGAAGGAGAAACUCAGGGAAUAUUCUUCAUCUAUCUAGAAGAAGCAGAAGAAUAGCAGGACUAUAAUGACUUCUCUCUAGGCCUCAUCCCACACUUCAAGCAAUUCUUAUGAACCCUUCAGGAUGUAUCUAGCAUACACACAUACCCAGGAACUCUCAGUCAUCACCCUUGUUUUUAUUAAGAGAAAUACGAGGAAACACAGAGAACAUAUGAUUGAUCAACAGACAUAACUCUCAUGAGGUGUAGUUAUUUGGGGUUUAUUAAGGGGACGUUUGCUUCCAAAGUGUGAACUGAUUUUAUAGAGUUCACACUAAAAUUAAGCAUGUCUCUGAAGAUGUUGCCCAAUUAUUCCUCUGCUUUCGUCACUACAGCCUAAUACAGCACUCUUUGUUUCUAUGGUCUAAAUGCACCACCAGUAUGUUUAGUGACCAUCCAUCAUUUCUUGAAACAUGUGCUGUAUUUGCUGUGGUACUGAGCCUUAUCAAACUACUGCCUAGAAGUAAUGUUGUAUUCUCUAUUACAACUCCCCAUUUUUAAAGAACAGUUCUUUUCAGGGGUAGGUGUGUGUGUGUUGGUGUGUGUGUAAAUUACUUUCCAUAGGAACUACAUGCAUAGACAGACCCUUUCAGAGUGCUUUGAAUCCAAAAACUGUAACUGUCUUUUGACUCCUGCUUCUACCUUGUGUCUAGAAAUUGCAAGAUAAUAGCUACUUGCACAGUAUUUUGGUGCUUUAGUUUCCUGUUCUCAAUAACUAAACAUUUAGAAAACAUUCAGCUUAAGUUCAUAUUGAGAAAUAAACAAAACUUCUGAAGGGGCCAAUUUUCCUGGGACCUGUUUGCCAAUCCCAUACAUAUUCUGUAUGGGAUAAAAGGAUAAAUUGUACCUCUUAAAUACUAUAUUGAAAAUACUCAGAUUGCAGUCUACUAAAUGCUUAGACUUCACCUCAGAUGCAAUUUUGGUUGGAGGACUCUAAUUUGAUUUACAGGACAAAGUUCAAGGGCAACGUUUGGUUUAUUAUUUGAUCCCUCAAGCUAUUUUAAUCUAUGCAAACAUUCUCGUGGAUUUUCUUUAACGUGUGUCACAGAUGGGGAGAAUCUACCUCUCAGGCAGACCUGCCUGACUAGUUAACCUAGAAGAAGUUGUCUUUUUAAAUUUUAUUUUGUAAAUGCGAAUUAAUUUUUAUAUAAAAAUGUGAAUAAUGCAAAUGAUGUUUUCGUUUUCUGUUGUAAUUCCUUCUAGCAGCCCCAAGGUGUUGAAUAUGUAAUGCCUAUGACUUAAGGUUAAAUGUUCUAAAGUAAAUGCUAAGCCUAAGAUAUACAGCACAAGCCAGAGAACAUGAAAAAACAAACCAAAUAAAAGGUUGGCCAUUCUGAUGCGGCACUGUGCUGAAAUAAGUCAUAGUUUGGUUCAUCAUGUCUUCUGAACCCAGACUCACGGUUUAGCCCUCUCCAGAAUAACCAUCAGUUGCAUUCAAAGCUUGUCCUAUGGUUUACUGCUUGUGUUUUGUCUGCCGUAGCUAAAUCACAAGCCCAGGUUAAGACAAUACACUAAGUCAAACUAUGGCUUAACUCAGCACAGCACAGCAGCAAAACAACAAGAGAGGAGUAAAGCAACUGCAGUCUUCUCUUCCAAAGGCCACACACACACUUGGGCAUGCACACUGAGAUGUGGUUUGGUUUAAGUGUGACAUGUGAACCAGGUGAGGGGUGGGGUGCAAUCAAACCACUCUAGGAGUUUCCAAAGAAAAUAAAAAAUAAGAAAUGGAAAUGGAAAUAACUUGAAACAGAAAUAAAAUUAUCUCCUCCCCCCCCCCCAAAUCUACAUUGUUCUAACUAGUGGAAAAUCACAGAGAUUUCAAAUGCAUGCUUAAUGUAGAUGAUUUUGGAACUUUAAAAAUAUAUUGUUUUAAAGCUGCA